Molecule: messenger RNA, 1041 nt
Organism: Pichia kudriavzevii
Lineage: Eukaryota; Fungi; Ascomycota; Pichiomycetes; Pichiales; Pichiaceae
Exons: 1
Coding region: 1-1041 (346 amino acids)
Biological process (GO): potassium ion transport; proton transmembrane transport
Cellular component (GO): mitochondrial inner membrane
Source: RefSeq, a predicted model, not a curated record
AUGAAUACCUUAAAAGGUGUUGACAGUACUGUUAUGCGGAACAUUGGUAUUAGGUGUUUUUCCAACAGUGCCAUAUUUCGAAACAACGUUGAAAUAUCAUCAAUCCGGUCUACAUUGCCUAGCAAGAGAAUAUAUUUCUAUGCACUCCCGAUAACAAACAAGAAAACAUUUUUGCAUUGCAAAUAUAACAACGAUAUAUUCCCGAAUGGUAAGAAGACAUUAGAGGGUAAAAUAAUUGAUAAAGCUACAUCAGUAUGGAGCAAUUUUUCAAAGAGUCAAUCAAAGAUAAACCAAAAGGUAGUUAGAUCCAUCAAUAGAAUCUUAUCUAAGAUUCCAUGGCUAGAGUCAUGCCUUUUGUCAAUUCCAUCACAGAGGUUCAUUACCAGAAAGUUGAAGGAAGACAAAGAUCUAAGAAUAGAGAAUUCUAACAAAUACGUAACCCACGAUGAGAUUUUAGAGAAGAAUAUAAAGGGGUCACAAUUGGAGAAAUUUGAUUACUAUUAUCCGAAAGAAUUGACCAAUAUGGGGUUGAUGCUACAGAAUUUCAAGCCGGAAUUCAAGAACCAGUAUGAAAUGCAUCGAAAGGGAAUCUGGAGAGAAUUGUUACUCUUGCCAUUGACAAUUCCCUUUGCACUAGUUCCGCUAUUACCAAACAUCCCGGGUUUUUAUCUAUUAUACAGAAUCUAUUGUCAUAUCAAGGUGAUUGCAUCCUUGAAAUUCUUGGUGCUACUACUGAAGGAUGGGCACUUAGACUACCAUAAAGUUGAAGGAAUCACAGAAAUCUACCUUUCGAGUAAUGAUGCACAAGUUAGAGCCAAUGUUAUCAAUGAGAUUGAUCGUGUUUCAAAACUACAAGAAUUUGCCGAAAAGGAUCUGGGAGAAACAGACCCUAAUGAGGAGAAGCUGCUGAUAUCGGAAGACGUUGCACAGGAGCUAUGCAAAGCCUUCAACGAUGAAGAAUGUACAGAGAAGUUGAUUUUUGCCAUUCAACAGGAACGAAAACAUUUGGAGGAGCAGAAGGCGACAAAAGAGUCAGAAUGA